Dunckerocampus dactyliophorus (ringed pipefish) is the source of this 1688-nucleotide messenger RNA. RefSeq names its product cytochrome P450 2F3-like. The transcript has 9 exons. The coding region runs from base 50 to 1525 and encodes 491 amino acids. Lineage: Eukaryota; Metazoa; Chordata; Actinopteri; Syngnathiformes; Syngnathidae. Gene Ontology annotation, biological process: xenobiotic metabolic process. The record is from RefSeq and is a predicted model, not a curated record. Gene Ontology annotation, cellular component: intracellular membrane-bounded organelle; cytoplasm. Gene Ontology annotation, molecular function: oxidoreductase activity, acting on paired donors, with incorporation or reduction of molecular oxygen, reduced flavin or flavoprotein as one donor, and incorporation of one atom of oxygen; iron ion binding; heme binding.
GCCUGAAGAUCCAGUACUCCCACUGGACAGUGAGCCAAACAAAAGCGGUAUGGAGUGCACUGCAGCCGUCUUGUUGCUGGGGCUCCUCUGGGCCCUCCUGUGGUUGCUUUACGACAAAAAGAGCAACAGGAGGACGUGUCGUCUCCCUCCAGGGCCGCUAUCGCUUCCUCUGCUAGGAAACCUGCCUCAACUGGACAAACAUGCACCCUUUAAAAGCCUCCUCAAGCUGAGCGAAACAUACGGUCCGGUGAUGACCGUGCACCUGGGCUGGCAGCGAGCGGUGGUCCUGGUGGGCUACGAGGUCGUCAAAGAGGCGCUGGUGGACCAGGCAGACGACUUCACGGGAAGAAUGCAGCUGCCAUUCCUCCACAAGGCCACCAGGGGCUAUGGUUUGGGCAUCAGUAACGGCGAGCGCUGGCGCCAGCUGCGCCGUUUCACCUUGACCACCCUCCGAGAUUUUGGGAUGGGACGCAAGGGGAUGGAGGAGUGGAUCCAGGAGGAGAGCAUACACAUGAGGGCCCGCAUGGUGAAAAACACGCCUUUUGACCCUACAUUCCUGCUAAGCUGCUCUGUCUCCAAUGUGGUGUGCUGCCUUGUGUUUGGACAACGCUUCAACCAUGACGACGAUGACUUCCUGCAGCUGCUGGCCAUUAUCAGGGAAAUGAUCAAGUUUGCGUCCAGCCCUCUGGGGCAGAUGUACAACAUCUUUCCUUGGCUGACUGAGCGCCUGCCGGGCCACCAGCAUAAAGUCUUUGCCCACAUGGAGACGGUGAGAUCUUUCAUCAAGCUCAAGAUCCAGCAGCAUAAAGACACACUUGAUUCCAGCUCUCCAAGAGACUACAUUGACUGCUUCCUCAAUCGCAUGCAACAGGAGAAGCAUAAUGUCUCCAGUGAGUUCUUCUACGACAACCUGGUGUCCACCGUCAUGAAUCUCUUCCUGGCAGGAACAGAAACCAGCAGCUCCACUAUCCGAUACGCCCUUAGCGUGUUCAUCAAACUCCCUGACAUACAAGAGAAAAUGCAGCAGGAGAUCGACGCCGUGAUUGGACGACAGCGUUGUCCCACCAUGGAGGACAGGAAGUCCAUGCCCUUUACGGAUGCGGUCAUACAUGAGGUGCAGCGCUUUCUGGACAUCGUCCCCUUCAGCGUGCCGCACUACACACUACAUGAUGUCUCGUUUAGAGGCUACGCCAUUCCCAAGGACACCAUCAUCAUUCCCAUGUUGCACUCUGUGCUGAAAGACAAGAAGCAGUGGGCGGAGCCUCGGUCCUUUCACCCUCAGCACUUCCUGGACCAGAAUGGCAACUUCAAGAAGAACCCGGCAUUCAUGCCUUUUGCAGCAGGAAAAAGAGCUUGUGUCGGGGAGUCUCUGGCCCGCAUGGAACUGUUCAUCUUCCUCGUGUCGCUGUUGCAACAUUUCACCUUUUCCUGCGUCGGAGGUCCAGACAGCGUCGACCUCACGCCAGAGCACAGCAGCUUCGUCAACAUGCCGCGGCAACACCAGCUCAUCGCCACACCUCGCUGACACCCGGGCGCCUCCCACUGUUGCGAAUUCUAAAUUCUCUGCGUAUAUUUGGACAUCUUUCAGACAAGUUCAAGCACAAUGUAUUCAAUUUAGCAGAAAGAUGGUGAUGUAAACAGCUGAAUAAGCAUAACAGUCAAAAAAAUUAAACUUCAUAUCGGGCUAC